AUGGGGAUGUUGGCGUAUGCUCACCCAAGUUUCGGUAGUCAACAGAUGUGUGGGUUUGUCGAUUAUGCUUUGGCUACUCCAAGUUUGAAUCAAUCCAUCGCAAAGACGCAGAAACUAUGCUUCAAUCUGUGUGUUGAUCAACCCAACUGCACGUCUACUAACUACUUCUUGAAGACACGCUUGUGUGCUCUCAACAAUGUCUCACACCUCGACUUGGACGGCACUCAGGGACUGAAGAUGGCAUCUGGCAGUUUCUUCGCUUUCCCUGAACCAACUGUGGACUGCAGCAUUAUGCCUACUACAUCAGCAACACAAACAAACCUGGACGUCGGCAGUGCACUGAACAAGCCGAGCAUAAUUAAAAAACAACAACAGGCUUACACAGUUUCCUCGAUUUUGUUUCAUCACAACAGUUGCAAGGAGUUACUGGAGGCAGGCCAUGUUGUGAGUGGUAUCUACAUAAUCUCUCCUGCUGGAUUCGGCCAUGGUCUCCGGGUCUACUGCGAUAUGGAGACUGACGGCGGAGGAUGGAUCGUCAUUCAGAGGCGUCAAGAUGGCAGCGUUGACUUCUACCGCGACUGGGCUGACUACCAGGUAGGCUUCGGCAACUUGUCUGGCGAGUUCUGGAUCGGGAAUGACAUCUUGCGCAAUCUAACUGAGAAGGGAACUUGGCAACUACGGGUCAAUUUAGAGGACUGGAACAAUGAGAGAGUCUACGCAGAAUAUGGAGAAUUUCAAAUCUCUGGAGACAACUAUCAGCUGACGGUCGGCUCAUACAACGACAGCAGCACGGCAGGAGACUCACUGACGAGCAAGCACAAUGGCAAGUUGUUCUCAACCAAAGACAGGGACAAUGACAAUUCACCGAUCGGUAGCUGUGCCAAAGACGACCAUGGGGCAUGGUGGUAUGACUGGUGUUACCAGUCGAAUCUUAAUGGCAAAUACUAUGCCCUUGCUCUAGUAGAUUAUCAAAGCAUAAGGUGGGACACUUGGAAGGAACCUCAUAAGGUCAAGAUAUGCAGCAUGAAAAUACGAUCACCAAGCUAAAUAAUAUAUGUAAGAACGAUCUUAUAUCAAAUUAAUAUAAAAAGCUAUCAAUAUAAUGUCUCUAAUCGCGAUUUGCAUCGCACUCAAGUUUGGAAUUUUGCAAAAUUUGACAAACCACACAUUUAAAUUAACAUGGGGCAUGUGAAUAGAUGACGGUUGCAUGUACAUGUAUAUGUUUAUGGGAAUCAAAUCUUAAAUGUUCUGCACCUUCAGCCUCUUGGUGUAUAUAAUCCGUGUGAAUUAUUACCAAGAAUUUAAAUUG
Patiria miniata (bat star) is the source of this 1309-nucleotide messenger RNA. Its product is annotated as ficolin-3-like. Lineage: Eukaryota; Metazoa; Echinodermata; Asteroidea; Valvatida; Asterinidae. The coding region runs from base 1 to 1047 and encodes 348 amino acids. The record is from RefSeq and is a predicted model, not a curated record. The transcript has 3 exons.